Molecule: messenger RNA, 1535 nt
Organism: Chironomus riparius
Lineage: Eukaryota; Metazoa; Arthropoda; Insecta; Diptera; Chironomidae
Source: the annotation of a GenBank genome assembly
UUGUUUUGGUUCGAUUAUCAAUUUUGAAGCUUGAGUUGAUCUAAUUAAUAUCAUGGAUAUUAGACCGAAAUGUGAUAUUCUGGAGGUGCUAAAGAAUCCUAAGAAUGGAAAGUUCUGCUGUGUUGUUGCUCCCAUGGUUCGUUAUUCUAGACUGGAAUUCAGGUCAUUAGCAAGGAAUUAUGGAGCUGAUAUAUGUUUUACGCCAAUGACAAUAGCCAAUUCAUUUAUUAGAAGCGAGAAAUGCAGACAGGUAGAGUUCACAACCAAUUUUGAAGAUAAUCCAGUCAUAGCUCAAUUUGCAGCUAAUUGUACGACUGAUUUCCUUUAUGCUACUCAAAUGAUCCAGAACUAUGUCAAUGGAGUUGAUUUAAACUGUGGAUGUCCACAAAAAUGGGCUAAAGAAGACGGCUAUGGAUGUUAUUUAUUAAAGAAAUCGGAAGUCAUUGAGGAUAUGAUGAAAACAGUCAGAAGAAACACACCAUCAGACUUUUCAGUAUCUAUAAAAAUCAGGCUGUUAACAAAGGAUAUUAAGAAUACAGUUGUGCUUUGCAGGCAGCUACAGUCAUUAAAUGUUUCAUUUAUAACAGUUCACGGAAGAACUCCAAGUGAGAAGUCGUCAUCAGAUAAUCCAGUAGACUAUGAGGCAAUAGCUGAAAUCAAGAAAUCCUUAAGCAUUCCUGUAAUAUUUAAUGGAGAUGUUUCGUCUCUGGAUGAAGCCAAUAAAUUUUACGAGCACACAAAAUGCCAUGGAUUUAUGUCAGCAAGAGGAAUGUUAGCGAAUCCAGCACUAUUCGCUGGUUAUAAGGAGACACCACUUUCAUGUAUUCAAGACUGGAUAGACAUACAUCAUCAACAAAACGAUCGAAUGACAUUUCAAAAUUUUCAUCAUCAUUUAGUAUUCAUGAUGGAAAGCAUGCUGAAUAAAGCUGAAAGAAAUCUGUUCAAUGACUUUACGAAGAAAAAGCAAUGCUUGGAAUUUUUAGAAGAAAGGUUCUCGUUGACACCAAAACCUAUAAAUUUUCCACAAAAUACUUUGUGCACAUACGAUGACAGUAACUACAAGCAGCUUAUUAGCAAUGAAGAAUUUUGGAGGAGUUCGUACACAUCAGAAUCAAGUCAUGGGCAGUUCUUUUUAAGUAAGUUGCAUAAAAUAAAAACAAAAAAUGAUGACUACCUUGAAUUUAUGGACAAUUGCUCCGAUUUAUUUUCAUAAACAAAUUCUUAUCGCUGGAAAUGAACAGCUUUUGAAAAUUUGGAAAUUUGUAACUUAAAUAAUUCAAAUCGAAAUUUGAACUUAAUUAAUAACGAAUUUUCUAAAUUUAAAAGUCAUCUACUGAAAAUUCAAAAAUUGAGGUUCAAAAUAACGAACUUUUUAAAUCCUCGCCGAUUUAAACAAAUCCCAAUUUUAAUCCAAGAUUAGAAAGCCAUCCAUUUAUAAGCGAGUGUCUAGGUACAAAAUAAAUAAAUUCUAUCACCGGCAAAACAUAACAAAAACGAACAUUUUUCAAUAAAAAAAUUAAAAAUUUAUAAAACUA